AGCCAAACUGAGGAUCAAUCUCUUCGCCGGCUCAGUCAUCUCAUCAGUCGUAGUCCAACGUUUGUUUCUUGAUCUCUCGAUCCUUUCGUGGUGCCCGCUAGCGAAGGUGACGUGAGAUUUCGUUUUUUUUUUGCCAAAUUGACUGCCAUACGAUGGACAGCAACGGAGUCGAAGACUGCGCCUCGGACGUCGAUGAUCCGCCUAUCAUACCGCGCGUGGAUGUUGUGUAUCUUAGUUACAACUCUAAGAGGAUUCGACCGACCAUCGCACUGGACAAUGCGUGCACCGUUAGCUUGUAUGAGCUAAAAAAGCAUCGUCAGAUCAAGAAAAAACAGAAGACAGAGAUGAGCUACGAUGCUUAUCAGCACUACAAAUGGUAUAACGCGGUGCUCACGAAUCAGCUACGAGAGGGCGGCGGACCAAUGCUGCUCAAGGUAUUCCACUGGUACAUCGAAUCGCCGAAAGCGGAUGCCUUCAUGGUGGAAAACUGCCGGUACGAUGCAGUUUCGUUGAUCAUAGCCGCUCACGUGGAACAUUGGUACUGUGCAAAAGCGGGCUGCACCAGUACCUACGGCAGUCGUAUUCGACUCCGAAGCAACGGAAAAGUUGGACCGGAUGCCACCGAAAAGGCGAAGGCUCGAAUAGCGGACUGUCUGGUGUCACCGGUUCGAUCCGAGACGAACAACGCACGGCUAAAACUGAAGCAAUGCUCGAAACGACUUUCUCUCAAUACAAUUAGCGAGGAGUAACGCAUUUGAAUUAGCGAAAUUGGUGCGACAAUAGCUAAAAUAUCAGACACUUUACGUAUUGUGAUUCAUAAUUUGCUAAUAUAUUUAUUCAACAAUCUGUACCGUCAGACAUUGUAA
Molecule: messenger RNA, 866 nt
Organism: Wyeomyia smithii (pitcher-plant mosquito)
Lineage: Eukaryota; Metazoa; Arthropoda; Insecta; Diptera; Culicidae
Exons: 3
Coding region: 153-749 (198 amino acids)
Source: RefSeq, a predicted model, not a curated record